Neltuma alba is the source of this 1128-nucleotide messenger RNA. RefSeq names its product WAT1-related protein At1g43650-like. Gene Ontology annotation, molecular function: transmembrane transporter activity. Lineage: Eukaryota; Viridiplantae; Streptophyta; Magnoliopsida; Fabales; Fabaceae. The record is from RefSeq and is a predicted model, not a curated record. Bases 1 to 1128 code for a protein of 375 amino acids. The transcript has 7 exons. Gene Ontology annotation, cellular component: membrane.
AUGAAGAGUUCGCUUAUGUCGCUGGUGGCAAAGUAUAAGGCUUACCUUGCAAUGGUCGCCAUACAGUUCAUUACUGCAGGCUUAACUCUUUUAGCCAAAGCUGCAAUGUCCAAGGGAUUAAACCCUUAUGUGUUUGUUGUUUACCGCCAAGCAUUCGCCGCCGUUGCCUUGUUUCCCUUCACAUUCUUAGAACGUAACCUGGGUGCUCCGCUGUCAUACAAAUUAUUGGGCAAAAUCUUUCUUCUUACUUUAGUUGGGUUAACACUGGGUUCAAACCUUUUCAUUGUCGGACUCAACUAUUCUUCUGCAACAUUUACUCAAGCCUCCACAAACACAGUCCCCGUCAUUACUUUCAUCUUGGCUGUUAUAUUCAGGGUGGAAAGCCUUUCCUUGAAGCAUCUACAUGGCAUGGCCAAGAUUUUGGGUUCUAUUUUGUGCCUUUCUGGCGCAAUAAUAUUUGGUUUGGUCAAAGGGCCUCCAGUAAGUGUCAUGAAGUCGCAUCCAACAGAUUCUCACUCAAUAAUGGCAGCAGGUCACUCUCAAGGAGAUCAAAUCAAAGGACUUGCUUUUCUGCUCUCAGGAACCACUGCUUUGUCUUUAUGGCUUGUUUUGCAGGGACUUGUAGUAAAACAAUACGUUGCCAAAGUUCGCAUGACAUGCCUCCAGUGCUUCUUCUGCUGUAUACAGUCAUCUGUUUUGGCGGUGAUAAUGGAAAGGGAUCCUUCUGGAUGGAAACUUGGAUGGAACAUUCACCUUCUUUCUGUGGUUUACAGUGGUGUGAUUGGAACAGGGGUGGUGUUCUGGCUUCAACUGUGCUCUAUAGAGGAGAAAGGAGCAGUGUUCACGGCAAUGUUCAUUCCUCUUUCUCUUGUAAUCACUGCCUCCUUGUCAACACUGAUAUGGAAAGAGCCACUUCGAUGGGGAAGUAUUGGUGGAACUGUUUUGUUGGUGGUUGGACUGUACGUUGUGUUGUGGGGGAAGAACAGAGAAAGCAAAAAGGUCCAAAGCAAUGAAACCAGACAAGAAGAACCCAAAGAUAAAGUCGAAAGCCAUGAAACCACACAAGAAGAUCCGAAAGAGGACACUACGUUGGAGUGCUCCACAACCAUACAGAUCCGAACUGAAUGA